AUGGCCCUUAGAGAUAUCCCCAAGUUCACCAAGCACAACCUCAGGACCAUCCGCCAUGCGCCCCUGCCCGAGAUCUCCGGCGCCCUGGGCGACCUCGGCACCCUCCUCCCGCUGAUGAUCGCCCUCGCACUGCAAGGAUCCAUCUCGCUGCCCAGCACGCUCGUCUUCUCGGGCCUCUACAACAUCGCCACCGGCGCCGUCUUCGGCAUCCCGCUCCCCGUCCAGCCGAUGAAGGCCAUCGCCGCCGCCGCCCUGGCCUCGCACGCCAGCCAGCGGGACACGCUCGCGGCCGGCGCCCUCGUCGCCGCCGCGGUGCUGCUCCUCAGCGCGACGGGCCUGCUGCGCCUCCUGACGCUGUACAUCCCCGUGCCGGUCGUCAAGGGCAUCCAGUUCGGCGCGGGCCUGUCGCUCGUGCUCUCCGCCGGGUCCGGCAUGCUCGGCCAGCUGGGCUGGGUCCACAACCCGCUCGACAACCGGCUCUGGGCCAUCGCCGCCUUCCUGCUGCUCAUCUUCACGGCCCGCGCCCCGAGGUUCCCCUACGCGCUGGUCGUCUUCCUCGUCGGCCUCGUCCUCGCCGUCGUGGCGGUCAUCACGGCUGCGGGGGACAAGCGCGGCCACCUGCCCGGGUGGCAGGUCUGGCGCCCUUAUACGAUCAUCCCCGGGUUCGGCAGCGGCGAGGCCUGGUCCAUGGCCGUCGCCCAGCUGCCGCUCACGACGCUCAACUCCAUCAUCGCGGCCGCGGCCCUGGCGUCCGACCUCAUGGGCCCCGCGCUGCCCGGGAGCACGCCGACCGUGACGGAGCUGGGCCUGUCGGUGGCGGCCAUGAACCUGCUGGGCUGCUGGUUCGGCGCCAUGCCCGUGUGCCACGGGGCGGGCGGGCUGGCGGCGCAGCACCGGUUCGGCGCCCGCAGCGGGGCCAGCAUCAUCCUGCUCGGGGCCUUCAAGCUGCUCCUCGGCCUCUUCCUCGGCACGACGCUGCUGGACCUGCUCGGCUCGUUCCCGCGCUCGGUCCUGGGCAUCAUGGUCGCGGCCGCCGGGCUGGAGCUCGCCAAGGUGGGCCAGAGCCUGAACCACGGCGCGCCCGACCUGUGGGAGGAUAGUGUCUCGGCCGGCGGCGGCGGCGGCGGCGGCGGCGGCGGCGGCUUGGCUGCUAAGAGGCACCGCGAUGUUUCGGACCAGGAGCGGGAGGAGCGGUGGACCGUCAUGCUGGUUACCACGGCUGGCAUCCUGGCCUUCAGGAACGACGCCGUGGGCUUCAUCGCUGGCAUGCUGACGCACGCUGCUUACCAGCUGUCUCACGCCCUGGAGAGGCGGCGGGGGUUUGGCGGCGAGAGGCAGCCUCUGCUGCGGUGGCCUUGA
Messenger RNA from Diaporthe amygdali, 1359 nucleotides. RefSeq lists its product as uncharacterized. The record is from RefSeq and is a predicted model, not a curated record. Gene Ontology annotation, biological process: molybdate ion transport. Gene Ontology annotation, molecular function: molybdate ion transmembrane transporter activity. Lineage: Eukaryota; Fungi; Ascomycota; Sordariomycetes; Diaporthales; Diaporthaceae. The transcript has a single exon. The coding region runs from base 1 to 1359 and encodes 452 amino acids.